Messenger RNA from Durusdinium trenchii, 2482 nucleotides. The record is from the annotation of a GenBank genome assembly. NCBI's taxonomy places the organism in Eukaryota, Dinophyceae, Suessiales, Symbiodiniaceae.
GCCUUUCCAGCUGGAGAAAAGCUUUAGAGUUCGCCUGUGUUGGCACAAAAGAUGGAGAAGAUCGAGCGCAACCUGAUGUAUUGGCUGGCGCUGGAGGCAGCCCAGUGGACCUACGACCAGGAUGCCGAAGAAAAUCCCACCUGGUCUUUGGAUUGUCGUAACGGUUGCAUCUACACAGCCAAGGCAACACUACGAGUGAGAGAGGACGAGUUCAGCAGCUUUGAUGUCCACUUGUCAGGUGGAGCGCUGGCUCAAGCGAUGAAGAUCUACGUCUUGGCGUUCCGCGGGACAGUCGAUUUGAACGAUUGGAUCAAGAAUCUGGGAGCCGCCGUCAACUGGAGCCCCUUUGCAGACAUACUGCUUGGAGUUCAUUCCGGGUGGCAUGCCGCAGUGUCAGAUCAAAGCCUCCAUCGCAAGCUCAAAGAGGCCCUGGCAGGGCUGGAUCAUGACAAGAUUCUACUUCUUGGCCAUUCGCUUGGGGGGGCUUUGGUGCAAAUUGCCAUGGCCUUCAUGUGGCUGGAGGCCACGAAUAGGGAGAGCCCACUUUACAACAAUGAACUCAUGAAGAAUGCUCGUGGCAUCCUCUUUGGGAGUCCGGCACCUUUUGUGCAGAAAGAGCGUGGCACUGUCGGCCAACGGGGGCACAAUCGUGAAGCCAGAGCCUGGAUGCAGGAGCAUUGUGUGAAUUUCGUUAACAACAAUGAUGUGGUUCCCAGGCUUCCGUUCAACCUGGACUUCGCCCCUUUGGGGUGCUUGAGGUCAUUUGGGUCGGCAAUGGGGCUGACUCUGCCAGAGAAUGUAAAAUCGCAAUUGAACGAUUACGAGCACCUUUGCUCCCACAUCCUGCUGAAGCCUGGAGAGGUAGAUUUCAUCCAAUGUAAGCCAUGUCAGCCACAUGCGCUGGCAGAAAGGAUGGAGAGCGAUGAUGAUGGGAAAGGGACAGGGAGCAUUGAGGACCAUGGCAUGCCCAAAUACAGGGGCCAGAUGCUGGAAAAGCUGGGAGAAGUCCUGGGUGAUGACUCCAUGCCCCUGCUUCAAUUCUUGACCUAUCAAGUGAGAGCAGGCGCGCCAGAUAUUAAUCGGAGCUUGUGCGCCUUUCAGGAUUCUUUGUCACAUUCUCCGCAGGAUCUCAAGGAGAAGAUUGUGGGAUCCGUUGGCACAAUCUUGCAAGGACUGCACAAGGCUUCAACACGCCUCCAGACCUUGCAGAAAGAUCUCUCCCAGAUGAAGGAGAAGUCGCUCGAGGUUCAACAUUUCCGUAAAAAGCUCAGCAAUCACUUGGAUUGCAUCACUUCCCAGAUCGCGACGGCUAACAAUCACAUUCAGUACGGUAACUGGCCUGCUUUUGGGCAAGCAAUGACAGAACUUGAGUGCACCUUGAACAAUACAGAAGCCUUGGAUCUUGCUCUGAAGAAAGUCCGUGAGGCCGGCCACAUUUCCCAGCAAUCAAGUUGUGGGAAUCUUCUAGAUUCUAUGCGCAGUUUGGAAAAAAUCAACACUGACAUGUUCACUGUGGCGACGAAAGUGGCGGAAUUUGUGAGCAGCUGUGUGCAGCUUGGCAUGGACAACCAGAGCAUUUGCAUUCUACUGGGCGUAGUUAGCGCGGUUGGUGCCACUGCUACGGGAGUUUUUUGUGCCAGCUCGGCAGCUGGUCUGACUUUGGGGGGCUUGGUGAUCUCCAAAGUGGUUUUUCAAGGUGUGUGCAUUGCAUGCAUGACCCAAAGUGGCCUUUGUACUCUGAUGGUGGCUACUAAGCAUCUUGGACACCUGACCGUUCCAGCUGUAGAAUCAGCAGUCCGCUUGGCUUUGUGGCUGGCCAAGCACUUUGGACACCGGCAGUGGCCCAUUGCAGUGCUCCUCCAUUCAAUUGCUGCCAUAGUCUCACUGAGGGGCGAGGCAGGUUUUGAGGUGUUCAAGGCCGCCCUCCUCAAGCUCUAUGUGGAUGUGGGCCAAUGGCUGGACUGGCUCCAAAAGGACCUCGAGCACCUCAAAGAGUACAUGGGCUUCGUGGAGAAGAAGUUGAAAGACGCAGAAGGGAACUUGGAAAGCAUCGAAGGCGAGUUGACGGUAAUGCAUGGCAAGGUUCAGGAGAUCCUCAGCCUGGUUCAGUUCGUCACGGGCGACACGAGCAGUCCUGAAGUUAUCGAGCUCAAAAAGAAAGAAUGCAGAGAAUUGUUUGGGGAAAUGCGGAAACGGGCUGAAUGGAUGGACAAGACGAGGGAACCGGUUGAAGGGAUGGACGGGCUGAAGCUCGAUCUUGCAGCUGUGUUGGACAUCGACCCCGCACUUGGCCAAGAUGCCUCCCACACUUUGCAGCAACUUGAGAAUUUGCGCAAUAUUGGCCAAUUGACUGAUUCUCUUCCCACAAGCGGAUGAUUCAGGUGGCCGGAAUCUUUGUGUUGCUUCAGACGGAUGUAGCCACGAGAAGUUAGUGGCAGCUUUCGAUGUUCCGGCAACAGGCAUGAGUGAUUUCCAAGGCCAA